This is a messenger RNA of Parnassius apollo (apollo), 1836 nucleotides long. The record is from the annotation of a GenBank genome assembly. NCBI's taxonomy places the organism in Eukaryota, Metazoa, Arthropoda, Insecta, Lepidoptera, Papilionidae.
UUGUUUAAUCAAAGUGGUUAUCGAUAUCGACCUGUCAAGGAGACAUUUUUCAACAAACUGUCUCUGCAAAUUUGCAAAAUAGGAGACGACAAUCCUUUUAAGUUCUCUAAUUUCAUAUCAAAUCUGCCACCAAUUGGUGGUAGAGCGAUGCCUCGUUGUAGCAAACGCACGCGCAGUAGCGCGCCUACCAGUGAUGUAUUGCCUGGAGCCACAACCAUUGAUGACCACCAUCACCACAAACGAUCGAGAAACAGCAGUUCAAGAAGACAUUCCAAAACAGAGGAUACUAGUUUCAGUGUUAAGAAAUGUUUAGCAUGGUUUAAGGAAUACACAACAGUGUCAGAACCAGAUGUAUUAGGUCCAGAAGGCAUGGAAAAGUUCUGUGCGGAUAUAGGAGUUGACCCCGAAAAUGUUGUAAUGCUGGUCAUUGCUUACAAAAUGGGUGCCAAACAAAUGGGUUACUUUACACAAGAGGAAUGGUUAAAAGGUUUAACAGAACUCCAAUGUGACAGUGUACAAAAGUUACAAAACAAAUUAGAAUACCUACGCAGUCUUCUGAAUGACCCCUGUAUAUUUAAGGCUAUUUAUAGAUAUUCAUAUGAUUUUGCAAGGUUGUGGGUGCUGGUGCUGAGUGGGAGAUGGUGCGUGUGGUGCGCAGGACAGCGGGAAGCGGUCGCUGGACACGGCGGCGGUGCGCGCGCUGCUGGGCGUGCUGCUGCCGUGCUGUAUGUAGUUGUGUAUUUGUGGGUGCUGGUGCUGAGUGUGAGACGGUGCGUGUGGUGCACAGGACAGCGGGCAGCGGUCGCUGGACGCGGCGGUGACGCGCGCGCUGCUGGGCGUGCUGCUGCCGUGCUGUAUGUAGUUGUGUAUUUGUGGGUGCUGGUGCUGAGUGUGACGGUGCGUGUGGUGCACAGGACAGCGGGCAGCGGUCGCUGGACGCGGCGGCGGCGCGCGCGCUGCUGGGCGUACUGCUGCCGUGCUGUAUGUAGUUGUGUAUUUGUGGGUGCUGGUGCUGAGUGUGAGACCGUGCGUGUGGUGCACAGGACAGCGGGCAGCGGUCGCUGGACGCGGCGGCGGCGCGCGCGCUGCUGGGCGUGCUGCUGCCGUGCUGUAUGUAGUUGUGUAUUUGUGGGUGCUGGUGCUGAGUGUGAGACGGUGCGUGUGGUGCACAGGACAGCGGGCAGCGGUCGCUGGACGCGGCGGCGUCGCGCGCGCUGCUGGGCGUGCUGCUGCCGUGCUGUAUGUAGUUGUGUAUUUGUGGGUGCUGGUGCUGAGUGUGAGACGGUGCGUGUGGUGCACAGGACAGCGGGCAGCGGUCGCUGGACGCGGCGGUGGCGCGCGCGCUGCUGGGCGUGCUGCUGCCGUGCUGUAUGUAGUUGUGUAUUUGUGGGUGCUGGUGCUGAGUGUGAGACGGUGCGUGUGGUGCACAGGACAGCGGGCAGCGGUCGCUGGACGCGGCAGCGUCUCGCGCGCUGCUGGGUGUGCUGCAACCGCGCUGUAUGUAGUUGUGUAGUUGUGGGUGCUGAUGCUGGUGCUGAAUAUAAGACGGACAGCGGGCAGCGGUCGCUGGACGCGGCUGCGGCUCGCGCGCUACUAGGCGUACUGCUGCCACGCUGGCCGCUGCGUGUGCCGUUAGCCACGUUCCUGCAGCGCGAGCGGCGCUACCGAGUCGUCAACCGCGACCAGUGGUGCAACAUCCUCGAGUUCAGCCGCACCGUCGACCACCACCUCGCCGCGUACGACGCGGACGGCGCAUGGCCAGUAAUGCUUGACGAAUUUGUAGAGUGGCUGAGAGCGGAACGAGCCAACGAGGCGGCCAUGCCACCCGCUAGCUGA